This is a messenger RNA of Anolis sagrei ordinatus, 972 nucleotides long. Its product is annotated as von Willebrand factor D and EGF domain-containing protein-like. Lineage: Eukaryota; Metazoa; Chordata; Lepidosauria; Squamata; Anolidae. The record is from RefSeq and is a predicted model, not a curated record.
GAAAAGAAGCUGAAGAAGGAGAAGAAGCUGAUGCAAAGGAGUUGAAAGGGGAAACCCACUCAGGCGUCGCAGGGCAUGGGGUUCCUUCUGGGCGCCUGGCUGCUCCUUUCCUUGGCCGCCUGGGCUCCCUUUUGGGCCGGGGAGGCGCUGCUGCCUUCUUCCAAGGUCUCCCGGGGUCUGGCCGUGCCUUUCGUCUUCGACCCGGAGGCCCUUUGCCAUCCGCCUUGCCAGCACAACGGGCUCUGCAUCCGGAACGGCACUUGCUUCUGCCCCAAGGGUUACCAAGGAGAGCGCUGCCAGUACGCAACUUGUUAUCCAAAAUGUAAAAAUGGUGGGAAGUGUCUAAGACCUGGAAAAUGUCGAUGUCAGCAAGGCUAUGGAGGAAGAUAUUGUCAUAAAGUAAGUUGCGAAGGAGGAUGCCAAAAUGGUGGGGAGUGCAUCGCUAUCAGUGGAGUGGCCAAGUGUCUUUGUAUUUCAGGUUGGGCAGGAUCACGAUGCCAAGAAGCGGUUUGUCCCCAGGGAUGCCGUAACGGAGGUGUUUGUGUAGCUCCUGGAAUCUGCAGCUGUGCAACUGGGUGGGUUGGUGGAGCAUGUCAUUUAGCAUUGUGUACGCUGCCUUGUCACCAUGGAGGCAAAUGUGUUGCUCCAGAUGUGUGUAGAUGCCGAUCACCAUACUUUGGUAUACAGUGUACAAAGAAAAUAAAACAAUGAAAACUGCUUCUUUGAAGAUGAGAUGAAUAAAUAGGCAUUGGGAGAAAUAAUAUUUUUCUAAAAACCCAAAGAAACACCCUCAUCAUGUAUUAAUAAAAAGCUCUUCUAUAAUAAAGAGCAUUUAAAAAAAUAAAAACACACCAUAAUUCUGAUAAUACCAGAAUGAAUGUCAACAUUUGUGUUGAUUAUUGAUUUUCACUGCAUGUGACUAUAUUUUAGCACAUCUUACACACUAAUAUUUAAAAUAAAGCAUUUCACAAA